GGCUGGCGCAGGCUGUCCGCAAUGCAGGAUGGGACGGGGGCGCAUGUGCAGUUAGUAGAGGCCUGUCGGGGGAAGGCUGCGGUGGCUCGCGGGCCCGCUCGCUUCCCCUCUCGCAGCGCGCGCGCGGGGCCGCGGCCCUGUUCGUGCGCGUGACGACGCCCCCCUCCCCCAAGUCGCCGCCGCCUCGCCUCGCCUCGCCUCGCCGCGCCGCCCCGCCCCGCCCCUCCCGCCAUGGCGCUGAAUAAGUCUAUGCACGCGAGAAACCGUUACCGGGACAAACCGCCGGACUUCGCCUACCUGGCGUCCCGCUACCCGGCCUUCCGGCAGCACGUGCAGACCAGCCUCUCCGGCCGGGCUAGCCUAAAUUUCAAGGAUCCAGAAGCUGUGAGAGCUCUGACGUGCACCCUUUUGAAAGAAGACUUUGGACUUACAAUUGAUAUUCCAUUAGAGAGGCUUAUUCCUACUGUUCCCUUGAGGCUUAACUAUAUCCAUUGGGUGGAAGAUUUAAUUGGCCAUCAAGAUGGUGAUAAACAAGCUCUUAGAAGGGGAAUUGACAUAGGUACAGGGGCAUCUUGUAUCUAUCCAUUACUUGGAGCUACUUUGAAUGGCUGGUAUUUCCUAGCAACAGAAGUGGAUGAUAUGUGCUUCAAUUAUGCAAAGAAAAAUGUGGAACAGAAUAAUUUAUCUGAUCUUAUAAAAGUGGUUAAAGUGCCACAGAAGACCCUUCUAAUGGAUGCACUAAAAGAGGAAUCUGAGAUCAUUUAUGAUUUUUGCAUGUGCAACCCUCCCUUUUUUGCCAACCAGUUGGAAGCCAAGGGAGUAAAUUCUCGAAAUCCUCGACGGCCCCCUCCCAGCUCUGUGAACACUGGGGGCAUCACAGAGAUCAUGGCUGAAGGGGGAGAACUAGAAUUUGUCAAAAGAAUUAUCCAUGAUAGUCUGCAGCUUAAAAAAAGAUUGCGGUGGUACAGCUGCAUGCUGGGAAAGAAAUGCAGUUUAGCUCCAUUAAAAGAGGAACUUCGAAUCCAGGGGGUUCCUAAAGUUACCCACACUGAAUUCUGUCAAGGCCGUACCAUGAGGUGGGCUCUGGCGUGGAGUUUCUAUGAUGAUGUCAGAGUGCCUUCUCCUCCCUCUAAAAGAAGGAAGUUAGAAAAGCCCCGGAAGCCAAUUACAUUUAUAGUGUUGGCAUCCACAAUCAAAGAGUUAUCCAUCAAGGCUUCAGCUAUGGGCUGGGAUGCUGUUGAAGGCAUAGCGGUGGUUACAAAGUGGAUAGAAAAAAUACUGACUGAUCUGAAGGUUCAGCAUAAGUAUGUUCCCUGUGGAGAAGAUGAAGUUAGUCUGUUUCUAACAGCAAUUGAAAACUCUUGGGUUCAUUUAAGAAGAAAGAAACGAGAAAGAGUAAGGCAGCUACGAGAACUUCCUCGAGCUUCUGAAGAUAUUCUGCAAGCAGUGGAAGAGAAGAACAGCCAGAAAGACUCAAAAAACAACCCAGAGUGUGAACAAAACAAGACAGAAAACUUCGAAAUGGGAUCAGUGAUGCUUGAUGAGGAUGUCAGCUCAGCCAAGAGUGACAGGCAAAGGGAAGAUUCCCCUGCAAAAGAAGAAAACAAUGAGGAACGCAUGGAAGAGGAGGACAUAGAAGCAAAGCAAGCAGAGACCUUAGUUGGUGAAGACUCCAGUGAUGCAAAGGAGGAGCCUGAUGCGUCAGAGGAUGCUGGCAGUGUAACAAUGGAAAAAGGACAAAGUCCCAAAGUAACUAGUGGACACUUUCUUUUUAAGUGUUUAAUAAAUGUGAAGAAAGAAGGGGAUGAUGCAUUAGCAGAGAUGCACUGGGUUGAAGGACAGAACAGAGAUUUAAUGAACCAACUGUGCACCUACUUACGAAAUCAAAUUUUUCGACUGGUUGCUAGUUAGCCCUUAUUCAGAAUAUGAUAGAAAUAAGUCAGUUCUGGAUUUUUUUGUAAUCUUUUUAAUAGACUAAGAGAAAUUUUGUGCUAGCAAGGUUUUUUUAAGAUGAAAUGACCAAAAUUUGAGAUGAAAAUCAACUUUAUUUUUAAACAGCCUUUUUUAAGUACAAGGAAUCCUAAGUAUAUAAUGAUGAGGGGUAGGAGAAACAGUGCUGAAAUAGCACUUCAGUGUUCUAGCUAUAAAAUUGCAUGAUAAACGGAAACCUAUUUUAGCAGUAGCUCUGUGGUUGGUUUCAUAUGGGAACAUUACAGCUGAUUUCUGAUCUGACUUGGUGGAAAUGGAGUUCUGUUUGCAGAAUAGAAAUCUUCACUACAAUAUUACAUUUUUACAUCAUUAUUAUUGCAGGAAUAUACAGGUUUUUUCAGCCCUUACUCUCACAGAUUAGCCUGCAACUCUGUAUUGUCUUUUGCAGCCAGGAAUCUUCCUUGAAGGGAUGGCACUUGCCACCCUCAUCCAUCUCCCUUCCCUAUGCAUUUGGCCUCAGCUGAGCAACAUCUUGAUAACAGGUGGCAGUUCUUUAAAUGACAGCUCAUAAAAGCACAGAAUAAUAUGGGAGAGCUGGGUAGCUUUAGAGAUCAUGAAUCUUGAGUUUUUGUUAAUGGGCUAUAUUAGAUGUCACUAUUUAACACACAUCAGGAUUUGCAUGGAUUUUCUGCUUUUUAAAAGUUUAAAAAUGAAAAAUGAUUUGUGCUCCUCCUGCAACAUACCAAUUAAGAAAAAUCUAACCGUGGCACACAUUGUUUUAGACCAUGUCUCCCCAUUGCAUUUCCUACCCUGAUACAGGAGAUGAAAUGCAGUGUGGUGGUUUCAAGCAAUUAUUCCUGAAAGAUUGGGCUUCACUUUAAACUUAAAUUUCUUUGAAGUAUUGAAGGAGGGUGGGGGGGGGGGGGGAAGAGAGAGAGAAUUAGAGUACGUCUCUCAUCUCCAUGGACCAGAAAAACUCAUCACAGGGGCUAUAAGGAUGGAUAGGAAAACACGUUAAUUUGAUGAACAGUGAAGGUGGGAUGGGGACAGAAUUCAGCUGUAGAACUCACAGAAUUUGGGGUACCAGCUGCUGAGGUCUUAUGCUUUUCACAUGCUUCAGGGCCCUGUCCCCACUCUGGUUGGAGCUGUACUACCAGGGUUUCCUUGGCCACUGUUGUACCUGGAAUCUAUUUCCCUCAAGGGCACACAGUAGGGAUUCUGCAUCAGGCUGCAUUAAUCUUCUGGUGGUUUUCACACAGGGUUGGUGGAGUAAUUAUGGGCAUUGCUAUCCCCAUCCAGCCUCCCAAGGGCUGAGCUUGUCCAUACAGAAGUACUCCACAGGGUGUAGAGAGGACUGAUGCUCUCUCUGGAAAUGGCAAGAUCUGUUAGUGGAGGGUUUUGAAGUGGCCCAGUGACCGAAAAUGAGUUGUAACAUUAAGUAUGCAUUAUAGUAGUAUGGGCCAUAGAUAUAAAAGUGAAAUCCACAAUAGGGGAAAGAUAGAUACAUUAUUGAUGUAUUGCAGCAAAUGCACCUGCUCAUGCUGUAGGGAUCACUCUGAAUAUGUGGUGUUCAUCAAGGGUUCCAAGAAAUUCAGUAGAAACUGUACAUCUGUCUUUUGCACCACAGCAGGCCAGAGAAGCAAGAUAUGCUAUAUAAGUCCUAUCCUUAAUCUUUGAACCUCUGGAAAACAGUUACACAGUAUUGGAUUUGAUAUCAUAAAAUCGUUCUGGUACUUUGUUUUUAUUAAAUUAUUUUAUUUGCAUCAGAUUUUAACCCAACUGAGGUGAGGUGAUCUGACCUGGACCAUUAUCUUUUAAAAGAAUGCACUAAAUAUUGGCAAAUUGCCUGAAAAUGUCAUUCCCUGGAAGUUUCAAAUACAGCAAGUAAAAUUAAUACUAUGUUUGUUUACCAUAAAAGUAAAAAAUGAAGAGAACAUGUUUGUAUGGAAGAGACUCUAAAAUAUUUGCCUUUGACUUAAUGGAUUCAAUUUUGAGUUAGAAAGAUCAAUGUUUUUUCUGUAUAGCAGUGAAGAAAAAUACUUGAGAGAAUUUUAGAUUUGUUUUCAUGUUUCAUUAACCAACAGCUGUCAUGCUAGUUAACUAUUUUAUCACAGAUAAUAGGCAGUGAUUUAUAUUUGAUUAGGAAAAUUAUAUAUAUAUUAAGCCCUUAAAGUGGGUUAUUGAUUGCACAGCCCAGUAGUUCUCAAACUAUGGUUUGUAGCCUGCUAAUUUUGCACAGAGCUGCUUCUCUGAUAAGGGAGAACAUCUUGAAGCAGUGAUACUUUAUGCUAACUAGCUUAAUCAAACUUAAGAGUUUUGAGAGGUUCUUUUGGACACCUCAACUACUGUAUAUACUCGUUCAUAAGCUGAAUUUUUUUUUAGUAAAAAAGGGAAGCAUCAGAGAAGGGGGGUCGGCUUAUGAACAGCUAUAGAGAGGGAGAGGUGGGACACAGCCCCUCCCCCCAACAGAGAGCGCAAGGAGAGGCAGCAUAGCCUGCAGAUCCAGAAGGGAAGAGGUGCGGCCAGAGUCUCUCUGCUUCUGGCCACGCUGCUCUCCUGCUCUCCCCACAGCCAGCUGCUUCGGGGCUGGCAAGCUGCCGCUGUGCUGCUAGGCCCCACCCACGAGAGCAGGCUCCAGCCUCCUGGCCCAGCUUGCUGGAAUAUGUGGCCGCACUGCCCAGCCUGCUGGAGCUGCUCCAGCCAGGCCAGAGACAUCCUCCCCAGAUAAAGUGGGAAUUAUAGGGUCGGCUUAUGAAUGGGUCAUAAAAAUUCUCCAUUUUUACUUAUCCAUCUUGGGGGGGGAUCGUCUUAUAAACGAACUGGCUUAUGAUCGAGUAUAUAUGGAACUUAAUACAAAAUAUCGAAGUCCCACAGAAACCAAAGCCCUCUGUAUCAUGUUUGGCUGUUCCAUGGGCUUCUGACACGUGGUUUUUUAGUGUAAAUUUAGAAAGUAUGGUCUUUUGGAAAUGUAAUUAAAAAUCAGAGGGCAAUGUUAGCUCUAGGAAAAAGAGAUUUGGCAGCAGCUGUUCUGUGUGGUAGCUUCCUUUGAAAACCAGCAGAAACAGUCACACAACGAGCAAGAGUUGAUCUUUAUCAUAGGAACAGUGCUGACUCCUGUUCCUCAGAGGGCAAAGUGUAGCACACCUAUGGUUGAGGUGGCCAGUGGCUCCCUGAGGGAAGCUAUGCUGCUAGAUAGGAAAGAGGUCCUACAGAGGAGAGGCAGACACUUGGAAUUUGCAGGGUUUGGCGCCCAUGUUCCCUGUGUUACUCAGUAUCCCCUUACCCUUUGAAGAGAGCAUUUGUUGGGAGGGCUGCAAGUUGACCUUGACAUGUAAGUUACUCAUUCUGUACAUUUGCUGAAUCCAAACCAAUGAAUCAUGCUGCUUUACAAGUGUACCUCCAUUUUCCAUCCCCUUUCCGCAGAAUACAUAACCUACACUGUUGCUGAAUUGAGCCUAGAGGUUAUGUAUGACCUGUCCACUUGUGUAAUAUAUCAAAACUUACAUAUAGCAAACUUUUUGUUCUGAGGGUUAAUUGGACUGUGAUUAAUAUGGUUUAUUGUAUCUUACAUUAUUAUGGUUUCUGUUCUGUCCUUUGUUGAUAUACACUUAUUUUUGGAGCUGCUUUAAAAAAACCCAACUCUUCUACUUAAAAGAAUAAGAAACAACAUGUUAACAGGGAUGCUAAACACAUUUUUUAGUGGUGGAAAUAAAUCUCUGGAAUUAGCAGGAAGUGUACAGGUAGAAAAAUGAGAAGCUAUUCAUGGAAUGUUUUAACAUGCUUAGACUCCAUGCUUUGAAAGUCAAAAUGCAUCAGAAGGUAGAUACUUGGAGAGGGUUACUCUCCUUGCAGAUGGAUAGGUUAACCUUUUAACUGCUGCUGAAUGUACCAGGAACAUCAACAUGCAUCUCCAUGAAAAUCUUAAUGGAGGACCUGCUCUUUCUUGUCUUUGUCGUAGAUUCUGUAAGGAAACCUGACUAGAUGAAUCAGGGAGAACACAUUAAGAGGCAUAGGGUAAGGUAAGAUGGAGCAGGGAAAAGAAUGAAAGAGGGGAAAAAACAAAAGAAGGGCUCUUCCAGUCAUAACAUGUGGAAGUGAAAGGACUCUAUUUAGAUGCCACAUUUUGUUAACUGAGUGCUUCUAAAAGGUGCCAUGUUGGCAGACACGGAGACUAUAGUUGCCUAUUCAUCCACAGAAGGGAUAAAGUAACAAUACAAGCUUCUCAACACUG
This is a messenger RNA of Caretta caretta (loggerhead turtle), 6160 nucleotides long. RefSeq names its product methyltransferase 16, RNA N6-adenosine (gene METTL16). The record is from RefSeq and is a predicted model, not a curated record. Gene Ontology annotation, biological process: rRNA base methylation. Gene Ontology annotation, molecular function: 23S rRNA (adenine(1618)-N(6))-methyltransferase activity. NCBI's taxonomy places the organism in Eukaryota, Metazoa, Chordata, Testudines, Cheloniidae. Gene Ontology annotation, cellular component: nucleus.